UAUAAGGGUUGUAGCACAGCCGGGCAGGCGCCAGCCAGGCCAUGGCGGAUGUAUCUGGAGCACAGCGACCGGUUCUCGGAGGCGGCCCAGAGCCCCGGGAUCCUCUAGAUUGCUGGGCCUGUGCUGUGCUAGUAACAGCCCAGAACCUGCUGGUGGCAGCCUUCAAUCUUCUUCUGCUGGCGCUAGUGCUGGGGACCAUCUUGUUACCCGCUGUCACCAUGCUGGGCUUCGGCUUCCUCUGCCACUCUCAGUUCCUACGCUCCCAGGCACCCCCUUGCACCGCGCACCUGCGAGACCCGGGCUUCACGGCCCUGCUGGUCACCGGAUUCCUUCUCCUCGUGCCACUCCUCGUGCUUGCCCUGGCCAGCUACCGCCGCCUCUGCCUGCGCCUUCGCCUCGCUGACUGCCUCGUGCCGUACAGCCGAGCCCUCUAUAGACGCCGGCGUGCCCCGCAGCCGAGGCAAGCCCGGGCCUCACCAGGUUCCCAAGCCGUUCCCACACCAGGAAAGGUCUGGGUCUGAGGAGCGUCGAGUCCAUAACCCUGACAGCUGCCCUCCCUACCGGUCGGCCCAAGGACUUGAAGCCCAAGGGUUUUUUUUGCCCUGUCCCCACCCCUGCCUGAGCCGGGUCCUAGCAUCUCUUUGGUGGAGCAGCAGCAUCUGUGGACCCAAUACUGGUGGAAAUUCCCACACCCCAGAAAACCCACUUUAGUCUUACUAUCUACAUGUGAAUACUGAACAUCUGGGCUGGACCCUGCACACACCCUUCUCCCUUUCCUAACAGGAACAGAACUGAACCUUAUGCCCUCCCUUUCUGGUGCAGCUCCUCUAGCAUUUACGGGGCUGAGGUAGGGCUAGAGGGGAAGAAAUGAUCACACGUCAAUAAAGAAUUUAUGAGCUGAAUGCACUCUGUGAACGGGGGGGGGGGCACCAAUACCAUCAUCACUGCCCAUCCCAGGAGCAGGAAACGUGUUCCCGAGAUUACAAAAGCACAGAGCAGAGCGUCCUGCAGCCACCUGGCCUUCCCUUAUCGCAGUAGUCAGUUCUUCCUGGUCAGACCCCAGAGUUGUGUCCCUGACCCCAAAGUCACCUCCCGUCCCAUCAAUAGCGUGGAGAGGGCCUUUUGGUUUACCCUGACUCCCCUUGGGGACCCGAGCCCGUUCUCUGACCCUAGUUUAGAGGAACUCAGUGUUGCCAGGCCGGGGCGGGAAACAAUGGGUCUUCCGGGGCAGGAUUACACCCCCUUCCCGCCACAAUUCUGAAGCAGCGGCGUAGGAGGGAAGAUGCAGGGACCCACCCUAGGUCUUGCAGCUCAGCCUGGCCCCCAUCCCCACCUUCGAACUUAGGGGAAGCUUUGGCACCUCUAGACAUUAGGCUGGGGUAGGAGUAUUGAGAAUGCUCCUGGCCAGAUAACCUUCUCCUCUAGGGGUGAAAUGUGCUAUCCCUGCCUUGGGCAUCAGAUCUACACACACAGACAGGCCACUUUAG
Molecule: messenger RNA, 1487 nt
Organism: Castor canadensis (American beaver)
Lineage: Eukaryota; Metazoa; Chordata; Mammalia; Rodentia; Castoridae
Gene: Tmem88
Product: transmembrane protein 88
Biological process (GO): negative regulation of canonical Wnt signaling pathway
Cellular component (GO): plasma membrane
Molecular function (GO): PDZ domain binding
Source: RefSeq, a predicted model, not a curated record